GGCAGGUUACAAUGGGUUGUACCACAGUUUGUCUCUCCUCGGCCGUGGUAUUGAUCGCCGUGCUGUGCAGCUUCAGUGCGAUCCCGACUGAUGCAGCUAGACAGCGAUCAAAGAUCAUACCGGACAUCGCGUCGACAGUCUACUCCGAGAAUCUGCAUGGCGACCGAAAGUGCUACGAACGGCGGGUUCGUGAUCCGAACGUACACAUCUCGGCCCGUUUGCUGCGGUAUUUCACCUUCGGCGGAAUCCUACAGGGAAUUGCCGAAAAGACCGCACUGAAUCGUGUUGGGCUUGUGCAGGGCGGUGCCAGCCAGUACCAGGACCGCUCGAGUGGACUCCAGCGUGAGUAUCAUGCGGCACACAUCGUUCGUGUAGGCACCAUCGACCCAGGUCUGCAAAAGCAAAGUGCUACGCUCUACAAUGCCCUGAAGAACUACAUUGGCCACACGCAGAACGUGAUCCGACAUGCAAACGUUUGGCACGGUGUCGGUGGUCAGAUCGAUCGCUUUCAGUCGGACAACUUGGCUGAGCUAGCCAAGAUUGAUUUCAAUGGUACGCUCGAUGGUCAAAUUCAGACGGUGGAAGGAUUAGUGCUAAAGUUCCGAGAACUCAUUCAAAACUACGUCCAAGCGCCAGAUGGUGCACGCACAGAGUCGGACCAGAAUGUACUGAAUGAGGACUGGGUUGCGGUGUGGUGCGCCGGAACAGAGGUGCUGUUCGACGCGGGCAAGGAAGGUUAUCAGUUGGUGAUGAGCGGGAAUUUCGCCGAUCAUUACACGACGACAUGAGCUCGAUCAUCUCGUUGCAACUAUGUAAACAUAGCCGUAUGACUCAAUUUGUAGCGAAACAUCUGAUAAGACUCCUCAGUGCGAGCCUCCGUACAGUGUUAUCAAAUAAAGAGGGAUAAUCCAACAAACGACAACGAUAAGAAUGUCUUUGAGCUAUAGGUAAUCACGUAGGUGUUGUAGAAUCUCUUAAACAUAAAACUAUAACGAAAACAGCCUCAGAAUUAUUCCAUUUCUCAUAGACCUCCACUUACAAACAUUCAAUUCGCCAACUGUGACGGUAUAAGUUGACCGAUAAGCACCGAAGAAUGAUGAUUUUUUAUUGAUGAGACGACGGCGGGGAUGUAAUGCGGUUUCUCCCGUUCACAGGGCAUGGUGAGCAAUGAUUUUGUCAGAAAAGAUAACAUAUUGGCGCACGAUGGUUGAUUAUAACCCACAUGCGGACGAUUAU
Molecule: messenger RNA, 1236 nt
Organism: Anopheles darlingi
Lineage: Eukaryota; Metazoa; Arthropoda; Insecta; Diptera; Culicidae
Exons: 1
Coding region: 12-788 (258 amino acids)
Source: RefSeq, a predicted model, not a curated record